AGCCACGCGCGGCAUCACAGCACCAGUGCUUCUCUAUAAAUAAAGGUGUAGCAUCGAGUUUUUUGCCCAGUCUUGAUAAUACAGACGUGUGCGACCCAUCACCCGCAGUAGCGCAGUGUCAGCCGUAGUUCAAAAGAGCACACAGUCAGUCAGUGGUGAACCGUGAUUAAGUGAUUUAGAGAGGUGUAGUAGAGUGCCGCUUGGAACCAGAAGCCGCGAAGAAUCAAAAUGAAGCGAUUGUUGGUGUUUGCCGCCCUGGUGGGUCUCUCGAUGGCCCAGUUCCCAAACGGACGAGUGCUGGAAGCUCCCAAUCCGCAGCUUUGCGCCAACCGAAUUAUUCACGAGCGAGCUCCCGAUGGCAAGGGAUACUUCUUCUCGUGGCGCGACCCAACUCUGCAGGGUGCGGAAAAGGACUGGCUGGACGCAAGGAACUUCUGCCGUCAGCGGUGCAUGGACAGCGUCUCCGUCGAAACCAGCCCGGAAAAUGAGUGGAUCAAGCAGAGGAUCGUCGACGGCAAGCAAAAAUACAUCUGGACCAGCGGCCGCCAGUGCGACUUCAAGGGCUGUGACCGACCGGAUCUCCAGCCGGUGUCCGUCAACGGGUGGUUCUGGACCGCCGAGCUGCAGAAGCUGGCCCCAGCCAACGUGCGCAACCAGAACGACUGGUCCGAGCAGGGAGGAAUUGGCAAACCGCAACCGGACAACCGCGAGCUGCUGCAGGGUGGUGCCCCCGAGAACUGCCUGGCCAUCCUGAACAACUUCUACAACGAUGGAGUGCACUGGCACGACGUUGCCUGCCACCACGUGAAACCGUGGGUGUGCGAAGAGAACGACGCCCUGCUGAAGUACGUCAAGUACACCAACCCGGGAUUGCGCAUCUAGAAAGCUUUCGUGGGAACUCGGGAAAUUACCAAAAUUUAUUCACGUUCUUGGUUCACACAGCUCGCGACGUAUGUUUUGGGUGAUACAAGAACCGAUACAAAUUUUCUCACGUAAGUUAGUAUUAGGAACGUGCUAGAUUGUAAGAUUGAAACUCAGAGAAGCAUCAUACGCAUACGACUGCCAGUUUAGGUUCAUGGACGAAGGAGUAAGUAGAUCAUUUGCUGUUUUCUGUCAUCGGUUGAAUCUUAUGAUUUGAAAUUUUUAAUGAUUUUAUAUUUAUUGAAUAAAAUUUUGAAAAACUGCCAAAAGCAUAAAAGUA
Aedes albopictus (Asian tiger mosquito) is the source of this 1201-nucleotide messenger RNA. RefSeq lists its product as uncharacterized. NCBI's taxonomy places the organism in Eukaryota, Metazoa, Arthropoda, Insecta, Diptera, Culicidae. The transcript has 4 exons. Bases 229 to 882 code for a protein of 217 amino acids. The record is from RefSeq and is a predicted model, not a curated record.